CAGGAGCUGGAGGCUGGGACUCCAGGACACGGGCAGGAUGGACAGGACAGUAGGACUCGGGGGAUGGAACCCCAGGACACAGGCACUGGGACACUGGGAUGGCGGGACCCGGACACUGAGACACCGGGACCUGGGCAUGGCAGGAUACCAGGAUCCAGGUAUGGAAAGACAUCAGGACUCGGGCACAGCAAGACACUGGAACCCAGGCAUGGGGAGAGAUCAGGACCAGGCACGGGGAAACAUCGGGACCCGGGCACGGGGAAAGAUCAGGACCCGCGCCCCGAGACCCCCCCUGGGGUCCAUGUCCCAGCCCCCAAACAGCGCCGGGGGAGUGCCCAGAGAAGGGACCCCGCACCCCCACCCCACCAACAUCUCCAGCCUCCGGGAGCUCUCAGACACGCCGGGAAAGGGCAGCAGCUCCUCGGACACCCCAGGGAGGGACAGCAGCAUAGACACCCCCGGUGGCAAUGGUGGGGUCCCUCCUGCAGACCCCCCAGUCCCCCCCCCGCCCACACACUGCUGCGGGACCGGCUGCCCCAACUGUGUGUGGGUGGGGAUAAAUCUCCCUCCCGAAAAGCCCCCCAGAGCAUCUCCGGGCUGUGGGACGGAGGGAGCAGCGCUGGCCUCGGGAACCGUGGGACUGUCAGGUGCAAGCAGCUGUCCCGUGCCAGCACCGGAUCCGCAGGGAACGCCGUGAGCUGGGGCUGGCUGCCAGCCCCCCCCAGAGCCAUGAGCCUGGAGCCCCCCAAGCUGGAGGUGAAAUCGGCCACGAGGGUGACCGGGGGUCCCGCCACCCCCCGCAAAGGACCCCCCAAGUUCAAGCAGAGGCAGACGAGGCAGUUCAAAAGCAAACCCCCCAAAAAGGGGGUGCAGGGGUUCGGUGACGACAUCCCAGGCAUGGAAGGGCUGGGAACAGACAUCACCGUCAUCUGUCCCUGGGAGGCCUUCAGCCACCUGGAGCUGCACGAGCUGGCUCAGUACGGCAUCAUCUAGGACUGGGGCAGGCCUGGCUGGGUCACCUGCCCCAUAGUGCUGUGUAGGUAGAGGCUUCUCCAUCUGUACAGUGGGGCUCUGCUUGGAAAAAUUAAAUCCUGAACCCCCAAACGAG
Molecule: messenger RNA, 1108 nt
Organism: Pipra filicauda (Wire-tailed manakin)
Lineage: Eukaryota; Metazoa; Chordata; Aves; Passeriformes; Pipridae
Gene: PDE6G
Product: phosphodiesterase 6G
Exons: 6
Coding region: 64-993 (309 amino acids)
Biological process (GO): positive regulation of G protein-coupled receptor signaling pathway; positive regulation of epidermal growth factor receptor signaling pathway; visual perception
Cellular component (GO): photoreceptor outer segment membrane
Molecular function (GO): 3',5'-cyclic-nucleotide phosphodiesterase activity; cGMP binding
Source: RefSeq, a predicted model, not a curated record